AUGCUACGUUGUCGCGAGUUAUUAUUCGCAAUAGAAGAGAGGGAGCAUUUGAUCGUCGUCCCCGCGGAAGCCUUUUAUGUCGUGAUGAAUUUCGCGGGAUUAUGUCGUCUGGAGGCGUUCGCGGUGGCGGCGGGCCAGUCGGCGGGGCGGGCCGCGACGCCAGCGGACUACGCCGCCACGGCUCAGUCCGCGACGAAGCGACGAGCCGAGCGAGCGCCUCGCGCCGUUGCCUCCCACAGCGCUCGCGUACGCACCGCUCCAUACUCCACAUGUACGCGCUCUCGGCACACGAGCGGCGCCCGACUUAGCCGGGAUCGGCCACCGCGCGCCCCCACGUGCCCA
This is a messenger RNA of Iphiclides podalirius (scarce swallowtail), 342 nucleotides long. Lineage: Eukaryota; Metazoa; Arthropoda; Insecta; Lepidoptera; Papilionidae. The record is from the annotation of a GenBank genome assembly.